AUGGGAAAGACACAAAUAUGGCAAAGAGGUAAAUAUGGCCAAGAGGAAAACAUGGAAAAGACGCAAAUAUGGGAAAAACGCAAAUAUGGCAAAAACACAAAUAUGGGAAAAACGCAAAUAUGGGAAAAACGCAAAUAUGGGAAAAACGCAAAUAUGGGAAAAACGCAAAUAUGGGGAAAACGCAAAUAUGGGGAAAACGCAAAUAUGGGAAAAACACAAAUAUGGGAAAAACACAAAUAUGGGAAAAACGCAAAUAUGGGAAAAAUGCAAAUAUGGGAAAAACGCAAAUAUAGGGAAAACGCAAAUAUGGGAAAAACACAAAUAUGGGAAAAACACAAAUAUGGGAAAAACGCAAAUAUGGGAAAAACACAAAUAUGGGCAAACGCAAAUAAUGGAAAAACCCAAAUAAGGGAAAAAAGCAAAUAUGGCAAAAACGCAAAUAUGGCAAAAACGCAAAUAUGGGAGAGACGCAAAUAUGGGAAAGACGCAAAUCUGGCAAAGACGCAAAUAUGGCAAAGACGCAAAUAUGGCAAAGACGCAAAUAUGGCAAAGACGCAAAUAUGGCAAAAGCUUAAAUAUGGCAAAAGCGGAAAUAUGGCAAAUGCGGAAAUAUGGCAAAAUCGGAAAUAUGGCAUAAUAGGAAAUAUGGCAAAAUCGGAAAUGUGGCAAAAUCGGAAAUAUGGCAAAAUCGGAAAUAUGGCAAAAGCGGAAAUAUGGCAAAAUCGGAAAUAUGGCAAAAUCGGAAAUAUGACAGAUACGCAAAUAUGGCAAAAACGCAAAUAUUGGAAAAACGCAAAUAUGAGAAAAAUGGAAAUAUGGGAAAAACGCAAAUGUGGGAAAAAUGCAAAUAUGGGAAAAACGCAAAUAUGGGAAAAACGCAAAUAUGGGAAAAACGCAAACACUGCAGAAACGGAAACAUGGCAGAUAUGCAAACAUGGCAGAAACGCAAACAUGCCAGAAACGUAA
Messenger RNA from Schistocerca cancellata (South American locust), 966 nucleotides. RefSeq lists its product as uncharacterized. The coding region runs from base 1 to 966 and encodes 321 amino acids. The transcript has a single exon. The record is from RefSeq and is a predicted model, not a curated record. Lineage: Eukaryota; Metazoa; Arthropoda; Insecta; Orthoptera; Acrididae.